Fusarium pseudograminearum CS3096 is the source of this 483-nucleotide messenger RNA. RefSeq lists its product as uncharacterized. The transcript has 2 exons. The record is from RefSeq and is a predicted model, not a curated record. Bases 1 to 483 code for a protein of 160 amino acids. NCBI's taxonomy places the organism in Eukaryota, Fungi, Ascomycota, Sordariomycetes, Hypocreales, Nectriaceae.
AUGCUGGCAUCCGCAAAAGACACUUUCUUCAAAGCUGCGAACAGCACUAUUCAGUACGCAAAGGAAAACCCUGGGGCAGCAGCGGCUAUGGGAACAGCCGGUAUCAUGAUAGCCGCGCCGGUUUUGAUCGCUGCGCCAGCUGCUGCGAUAGCUGGUUUUGGGGCGAACGGAAUAGCAGCAGGUCAGAUGGCACUAUGUCCCGGUUCUCGCACAUAUUCUAACUGGAAUGAAGGAUCUGCAGCUGCAGGUAUGCACGCAGGUAUCGGCAAUAUUAUUGCACACAGUACCUUUGCAACACUCCAAAGCUACGGGAUGGCUGGGUACGGAGUUCCUAUCGUUCACGGCAUCGUCCAGGCUGCUGGUGUAGGUCUGGGUGCUGGAGCUGCUUACUCUGAAGCGAAAGGGGAUUCCAAGUGUGACGAAAAGAAGUCCUCUGAUGGCGGCAGUAACUCGAAAGACAGCAAGGGAGGAAAGAAGCUGUAA